Molecule: messenger RNA, 1068 nt
Organism: Penicillium antarcticum
Lineage: Eukaryota; Fungi; Ascomycota; Eurotiomycetes; Eurotiales; Aspergillaceae
Product: class I SAM-dependent methyltransferase
Exons: 2
Coding region: 1-1068 (355 amino acids)
Source: RefSeq, a predicted model, not a curated record
AUGUCGUCCGAGGCACCGCCGCCGUUUGCCCAGCGAAUGCUUGGCUUGCUGGAACCAGCGCAGCUCAUGGCUUGGGCAAUGUCCCACUACUUCCGAGUCUGCUCUGAAGCCGUCAAAAGCGGCCAGAUCCUCGCACCAAUCACCCAAACCCGCAGACUGCGCGACGAAGCAUUCGGGAAAUUCUGGUUUGAGUUCAGUUGUAAGUUCUCAGAAAAUGAAAACCCAAAUCCCAGCAUGGCAUCACGGCAAAAAGAGACGGAAGAAAUCAACCCAGUACAUCUCUUCUCCUCUCACCACCCACUGCCACAAUUACAUCUAUAUCAAUACCAAGUCCAAAAACCCCUAACAAAAUCAGCCCAACCCAACCGCCAAACAACCACAGACCCAAUAACAAACGAACAACCCCAGCCAGUGGGCAGCAGCGCCCUAAUCCCACCCCUACUCAGAACAGCCACUGGCACCGUCCUGGACGUAGGCCCAGGAACAGGAACUCAAAUGCCCCUCCUAACAUCCCCAUCCAUAACAGCCUUGUACGGCGCAGAACCCUGCACAGGUCUUCAUAAAGAACUGCGCGCCCGCGCAGUCGCCGAAGGCAUUUCUGACAAAUACCACAUCCUGCCCUGCGGCGCCGCAGCCGGUGAACUACUCCCCGCGCUAAAAGCUACAGGAACGGGUGUGGUUGAUGGGCUUGAAGGCGAUGUGCGGGUUGGUAUCUUCGAUACGAUAUUGUGUGUUCGGGUCCUUUGUUCCGUGCCGAAGAUGGAACGCACGAUUGGGGAGUUGUAUGAGCUUUUGAAGCCGGGUGGAAAGUUGCUUGUCACGGAGCACGUUGUUAAUCCGUGGUGGAGGGCUAAGGGGUCUGUUUUGGCGAGGGUUGCGCAGGCUGUCUAUCAGUUCUUUGGGUGGAGUUGGUUUAUUGGGGAUUGUUGCAUGACGAGGGAUGUUGAGGGGGCGCUUAGGAAGGCUGCUGAUGGUGAUGGGGGUUGGGGGAGUUUUGAGUUGGAGAGGUCUUUUGAGUGGUCUGCUAUGCCUUAUAUUUCUGGAACUUUGGUUAAGAAGGGGAUUUAG